AUGGACGUAAAUUCUUCCAGGGAAGAAAAUAAAAAGGCCAAAAUUGCGCUUAAGAAGGAAAUUGGCCUCUGGCGGGGUGUAAGCAUAAUAGUUGGCAUUAUUGUUGGCUCUGGAAUUUUUGUGUCUCCUGUUGGCGUUCUCCGUUACUCCAAGUCGGUUGGCCUUUCUUUCGUUAUGUGGACAAUUCCGGCAAUCUUCAGUCUUCUUGGUGCUCUUGUUUAUGCUGAACUCGGUGUGAGGAUUCCAAAAUCAGGUGGCGAAUAUUCUUACAUACUAGAGGCCUUUGGUGGUCCACCGGCAUUCGUUUGUUUGUAUGUAACAUUUGUGGUGAUUGGUGGUGUCAGUUGUGCAGCGAACGCUCUCAUUUUUGCUCAGUUUAUGUUGGAGCCGAUUUACCCUAACUGUGAAAAACCGAGUUCUGCGGUACAAUUGAUUGCCCUAUUGUGCCUAUGUAAGUUAAUUACUUUUCUGAUUCAACUACUUAUUUGUGCAAUAAAUGCGUUCAGAGUGAAAUGGGCUACGCGCGUUGCCGUAUUUUUCACCAUUUGCAAAAUGUUGGCCCUCCUCCUGAUCAUUGGCUUCGGGAUUUACUAUCUUGCCACAGGUCACGUUCAGAGCUUCCAAGAGCCCUUUGAAGGCUCAGCUACGUCUCCUGGUUUGUUGGCUCUCGCAUUUUAUCAAGGAUUUUGGGCAUUUUUUGGAUGGAAUUACCUCAAUUUCCUCGUUGAAGAAAUAGAAAAUCCGGCCAGAAAUCUUCCGUUAGCGAUUGCUAUCAGUCUUGGCCUGGUAACCGGCCUAAACAUCAUGACAAAUGUCGCCUACCUUGCAGUCCUUUCUCCGUAUGAAAUGCUCGCAUCCGGGGAUACAUCUGUAGCUAUUGCAGUGGUGCGUAGUUUUGACUGA
Dibothriocephalus latus is the source of this 903-nucleotide messenger RNA. The record is from the annotation of a GenBank genome assembly. Lineage: Eukaryota; Metazoa; Platyhelminthes; Cestoda; Diphyllobothriidea; Diphyllobothriidae.